AUGAAGGCCUACGUCCAGGUCCUCACCACGCCAACGGCGGACACGCCUGGCACUACGUUCCUUCUCCAUUUCGACAACAAGCGCUACCUGUUUGGCAGCUUGGGUGAGGGCACACAGCGGGCGAUGAACCAGAUGGGCGCACGCCUGCUCAAGACGCAGGAAAUUUUCAUCACCGGCCGCAGCGAGUGGCGCAACACCGGCGGCCUGAUGGGUAUGAUGCUGACCUUGUCUGACGUGCUGGCAGCGUCCAAUGUGGAUAAGCAAGAAAGGGGCCUCGACGCCACCCCGAAGAUAUUAUCCAUGUUUGGUCCGCCAAACUUGAACCACACUAUCGCUGCUUGCCGAAGAUUCAUCUUCAGGAAGGGCAUGCCCAUAAAUGCGGUCGAUAUCAAGGACGAAGAAGUCAAAAAGGACGAGAAUGGCACUCCUGUCCCGCUGUUUGUUGAUUCCAACACCAACGUCUGGGCCAUGUCCAUCACUCCCACCGACGCGGAGCGCCCCGAACGGCCCUCGGCGGCCUCCAAGUCGAGGAAGCGGAGCUACGAUGAAGUCAACGGCCCCGAGCCGGCAGCGGAUACACCCAAGGAAACUCCGGAGGAGACGGCUGCGAGGCACGAGCAGCUCACUCGGUCGGUCGUCAACGACAUGUUCAACUCGAACUGGCGCUUGGAUGCUCUCCACCAGAAGCCCUUGUCCGAAGUGAAGCUCCCGGCGACAGUCUUCCGCAGGAAUUCGUUGACCAAGGCAAUCGAGAAGUACAAUGGCCCCAUCCCCAAUCCUACAAAUCCGGAUCUUCAGGUGCUCGUCAGAGAGCCAUGGCCCGCGGUGAAGGUCUCGGCUCUCCCGCCUACCAAGCCUGCGCCGCAGGCCGUCUCGUACAUCAUCCGCAACCAUCCUCAAACGGGCAAGUUCGAUGUUCGGAAUGCAAUCAAACAUGACGUCCCCAAAGGUAAACUAUGGUCCAAGCUCCAGGCUGGGGAGCCUGUUCAGAAUGUGCGAGGCGAGACUAUUACCCCCGACAUGAUUCUCGACCCUCCGCGGAGAGGCCGAGGAGUUGCCAUUGUGGACCUUCCUACGUCAUCGUAUGUAGAGCCUUUGAUUCAACGGGAAGAAUGGACCCACGGAGAAAUCAUGGAUGGCGUUGGGGCAUUCCUGUGGAUUCUCGGUCCCGGCGUGGCUGCCAAUCCCGCACUGAAGAAGUUCAUGGCGGAUAGAGCCCACUUGGAGCACAUCGUUUCCUCGGUUGAUGUUCUGCCAAAUCGGAUCAGCUUCGACAGCGUCAGUGGAGCCACUCUGCGCCUUGGGAGAGUGGACGAGAAGAGAUACGGUGCGCCUCACUAUGAUGAUGAUGUGUUGCCUCAGGAGAGGUUUGUUGCGUACAAAUCUCAAAAAGAGGAACUGCCUGAAUUCGCCACGCCGGCAGAACGAGGCCUCAAGCUGUCUCUGGAGCCUCAGUUCGAACUGCAGAAAACAUCAGCUCUUCCGCGUUUCGACCCGAAGACAUCUGCCGAGGUUCCGGAGGAGGUCCUCGCCAUCGCAAAAACAGUCAAGGAGAGUGUGGAGAGCUCAUCGGAGCAGUUCGAUCAGUGGCGCCGUAAGAUACCACUGCCCGAAGCCGAGAUCAUUGCUCUGGGUACCGGCUCAGCGUUGCCUUCCAAAUACCGCAACGUGUCGGCCACUUUGGUCCGCGUCCCAGGCUAUGGCUCGUAUCUGCUUGACGCCGGCGAGAAUACGCUCGGCCAGCUCCAGCGUGUGUUCAAGCCCGCCGAACUCGCCGAGAUCCUCAAGGAACUCCGCGUGAUCUGGUUGAGCCACAUGCACGCGGACCACAUCCUAGGAAUCGUUUCCGUGAUCAAAGCAUGGUACGAAGUCGUGCACGGCUGCCAGCCGACGAGCGAGACGGCGUUUGAGGCCAUGGCCGCGAUCAAAAACGACCCCAGCCUGGCGUCGGAGAAGAAGCGGCUGGCCGUGAUCGCGGACCUCAACAUGGUCAACUGGCUGGCCGAGUACGCCGCGGUGGAGGACUACGGCUACAGCCGCCUCUUCCCGCUGGCCGCCGGCUCCAAGAACCCGUGGGCCAAGCCCGACGAGCUCAACGAGCUCCCCAUGCUCCGGCUGCAGGCGCCGCCGCCGCUCGCCCCCGAGGCCGAGCUCAUCGCGCCGGUCCCCAUCCCGCGCGCGCUCUACCCCCAGCUCCUCGGCCUGCAGGACCUCGAGGCCGUCCACGUCGUCCACUGCUACGGCGCCCGCGCCGUCUCCCUCACCUGGCCCGACGCCACGCGCCUCGACCCGGCCGACCCGGCCAGCAAGCCGUUCAAGGUCAGCUACAGCGGCGACUGCCGCCCCUGCCCCAACUUUGCGCGCAUCGGCCGCCACUCGACCGUCCUCAUCCACGAGGCCACGUUCGAGGACGGCCUCGAGGGCAACGCCGUCGCGAAGAAGCACAGCACCACGUCCGAGGCGCUCGCCAUCGGCGCCCGCAUGCGCGCCCGGAUGACGCUGCUCACCCACUUCAGCCAGCGCUACCAGAAGCUGCCCGUCGUCGAGCGCGAACAGCCGGCGGCGGAGAAUGGAGAUGACAACGCCGUCGACAAAAUGGACAUUGACGACAACGACGGCGUCGUCGACGACGUGGACGCCAUACGCGAGGAGGACGAAGAAGAAGACGAGGCGCUGCUACAGCAGCAGCAGCAGCAGAUGCAGCAACAGCAACAGCAACAGCAACAGCAGGCCGUCGAACCGGACGAGAACGAGCCGCUGGACGACCCGGACGGCCCGCCCAAACCGAUCGCGCCGGAGCUGCUCAAGACAGAGGACAGCGGCGAGCCGUUGGCGACGCGCAUCCGGUCGAGGAGCGACAUGCGCGUCGGCGUGGCGUCGGACUACAUGCGCGUCAAGGUGGGCGAGUUUGCGGAGCUGGAGAGGUACGUCCCGGCGCUGCAGGCGCUGUUGGCGGAGGAGGAGAAGUUGGAGGAAAAGGGCGUUGAGGGCGGCGGCGGCGAUGAGGUGGCGGCCGAGGCGGGGGAUGAGGCGCGGGGUGGUGGUGGUGGUGGUGAUGGUGGUGGUGGUGCUAAGGGGAAGAAUAAGGAGAAGAAGGAGAAGAGGAAGAAGGAGAAGAAGCAGAAGGAGAAGGAGGAGAAGAAGCAGAAGGAGAAGGAGGAGAAGGAGCAGAAGGAGAAGGAGGAGAAGAAGGAGAAGGGGGAUGGUCAGCAGCAGCAGCAGGGCGAGUAG
Messenger RNA from Diplodia corticola, 3231 nucleotides. RefSeq names its product ribonuclease z. Gene Ontology annotation, biological process: mitochondrial tRNA 3'-end processing. The transcript has a single exon. Gene Ontology annotation, molecular function: 3'-tRNA processing endoribonuclease activity. The record is from RefSeq and is a predicted model, not a curated record. Lineage: Eukaryota; Fungi; Ascomycota; Dothideomycetes; Botryosphaeriales; Botryosphaeriaceae. Bases 1 to 3231 code for a protein of 1076 amino acids. Gene Ontology annotation, cellular component: mitochondrion.